AUAAUUUUUUUCAAUGGAGGCAUGAAUAAAACACCAUUAAAACCCAUGUUUUAAGACUAAAUAAGGUUCAGCUGGUUGGAAUUUAAGAUCCCACGUAUUCAAGAUGUCCAGCCACCUGCAUUGGAUGUUGGUGGUUUUACCUUUGCUUCUCACUUUUACAGGUUCCAUUGUAAAUGCACAGACAACAGACGAAUCCGUGGUCACUCUACUGGCAGCAACAACGCAAGAAGCAGUCCAAGAUCCCUGUGGGACAAAUCCAUGCACAGAUGCCAGGACACACUGCGUGGCGGAUGGGGAGUCAUACACGUGUGAAUGCAAACCAGGGUAUACCAAAGUCGGAAGUAACUGCACAGGCUCCCAGCAAAUCUCUGGCUCCUUUUCAGUCACACAGAUUGGCGGUAGUACUAUAUCGUAUUCCGCUGAUCUUGCAGACCCAACCUCUGCAGCCUUUGUUUCUUUAGCUGAAGAUGUAGAAGAUGCGGUUGAUACCGUAUACCUAGCCAGUACUAUGGCAGACAUCUAUCUCGGCUGUGAGGUGACGGGCUUCAGAAGUGGCUCAGUCGUGGCUGACUACAAUGUUCUAUUUGCUACAGAAGAUGCCUCGAACCAACCUGUGGUUGUGAACCUGACCGAAGCGACAGAGGCCUUCACGACAGCCCUGGCUGCAGAGGCCGGCUCACUUGGUAUAACCAUUGAUGAAACAACAGUCACCGUUACAGAUUACGACGAAUGUGCGUCCCCCGAUGACUACGACUGCGACCCCAAUGCUAACUGCACCAAUACUGUAGGAUCGUUUACCUGUGUGUGCGAAUCGGGUUAUCAAGACGACUCAACGGAUCCCAACAGACCCGGUCGAGAUUGUUCCGAAAUACCUCCAAACACCGCCUGUGAUUCAAACCCCUGUACCUUGCCUAAAGAAAUGUGUAAUCCUGUUGGAGAUACCGAGUAUGAAUGUAAAUGCAUCGAGGGCUACGAUUACACCCAAUAUGGCGACUGUGAACCGAUGGCUCGGUCGACCACUUUCAGAUGCUACCAUUGCCAGGAUUCUAUCGACAACGUUAAAUGCAACGGUCGCAUGGAAUCCGAGAAUGGCACUGCCCAAAGGUGUCCAAACCCAACAGACACGUGUUAUCAGACUAUUCAGAUGAACCCGAAAGGAGAUGGAUUCAUGAUCAGAAAAGGUUGCAUGGAUCUGGAGGAGUGCUAUGACCUACUUUACAGUUUCGAAGCCGACCCCGAGAAGGCAUCCUGCUUUGAGUACAUCUUUCCCUACGGGAGGGACACCCCGCCGGGCCCCGGGGUACAGUGCCACUACUGCUGCAGCGAGUACUUCCCCCUCGAUCUUUGCAACUACGACAGUAUCCAUUUUAUUUACGGGACUCCCCGAAUCAACAGCUGGGAUCCGAGAAUGAAUUGGGAUUUUACUAUGAACUACGUAACAGACGAGCCCGAGAGUGGGUCACAGCGCCAUCUACCGUUCUGUGGCGUACUAAGCCUCAUCGUCACCACUUUACUUACCUAUUUGCUCCAUUAACAAUAUUACCUCUUUAGUAUUUUUAAUUCAGUUUUUGAAGUAGUGGAAGUUAGAUUAUUCGGGGGAACAACGUAAAUUACAAACACAAGUGAAGUUAAUUGAAAGAGGAAGAAUGAAAGACAUAAAUAAAUACUAGUAGAAGAGUAAUAUGAAUAAAAUGUGUACCAAGCACUCGGCUGGCUAAUUCGAAAGAACAGGGAUUUUCAUGAAUACUUUUAAAUCAUAUACGAAUUAUGGAGUGCAUGUGCUUUAAAAACAGCUCAUUUUGUCAUGUGAUGCUGACCUUAUUUGA
This is a messenger RNA of Lytechinus variegatus (green sea urchin), 1826 nucleotides long. RefSeq names its product 63 kDa sperm flagellar membrane protein-like. Gene Ontology annotation, molecular function: calcium ion binding. The transcript has 14 exons. The record is from RefSeq and is a predicted model, not a curated record. Bases 104 to 1534 code for a protein of 476 amino acids. Lineage: Eukaryota; Metazoa; Echinodermata; Echinoidea; Temnopleuroida; Toxopneustidae.